AACAUUGAAAUAGGUGCACUCCACCACACAAAUACAGAUAUCUGACAUCCUUCUCUCUCUCCAAAUGAAAUGUCCACAUCUCAAAUGAAAACAAAUCCGUCAUCCUACAAUAUCGCGAAGCGCAGGAAAGGAUUCCUACGCCUUUAAGAGUGCGCUUGCGUAAAUUUUGGGGACUCAAGCAAAGAAAUCACUGUUAGUAGCCAGUAUCCAAUUUCUAAUGUGAUGAAUAUACAAAUAUGACAAUAUGGUAAAUACUUUAAAAUCAUUGAACAGCCAAUUCCCCAAUGGACACUUGAGUUAUUGUGAGCAUACAUGAUUGCUCAGCAAUAAUACUGUUUUGGAGCGAGAGUAUAUGAAUGUAAACAUCGGAUGGACGGGGAUGGAAGUGCACGGUGAUUUAUGAUUUGAAAGCGGCCUUUUUCACCAAAACCGGUGGGAAAACGGACAGGAACUACUCCAAGCUAUCGAGAAGAAGAAGAGAGGUUCUCGGCUUUUGCUGCUUUGGCCUCUUUGCCCCGCCUGUCCCGUCACCGUGAGCUUUCCCACCAUGUUGCAAAUAAUGAUCGUACCACCAUUUAACUAGGCGUUUGAGGUGCUCGUUCCAUGUUUUUCGGGAAAUUCCACCAAGAUGUCGGGCCCUUGUCACGUCGCCGCAUACUAACGCGGCGCCGAUCGCCUCAGAUGCAGUCGGCUUCGGCGGAGGUGGGCAGCAGCGGCGACUCGGUGGUGCAGGUGUGCUUCCCGAGCGCCCGGGCCUCGGUGCUGGACGGCCUGAACCGGCAGAGGGAGGACGGUCGCCUGUGUGACCUCGCCAUCCAUGUCCAAGGUCACGUGUUCAAGGCCCACCGCUGCGUCCUGGCCGCCUCCUCGCCGUACUUCCACGACCAGGUCCUGCUGAAGAACAUGUCCUGCGUGUCCAUCCCGGCCGUGAUGGACCCGCUGGCGUUCGAGAGCGUGCUGCGCUGCGCCUACACGGGCCAGCUAAGGAUGCUGCGCGAGGACAUCGUCAACUACCUGACGGUGGGCAGCGUCCUGCAGAUGUGGCACAUCGUGGACAAAUGCACCGAGCUCCUCAAGGAGGGCAGAGCUGCGGGGGCAGGCGCUAGCGGCGGCGGCGGCGGCGGCUCGGCUAACGGCGGCGGCGGCGCUCUCGCUCGGAUCGGAUCGGGCUCGGCCGGCGGGGUCCCAGGACCCCCGCGAGCGAGCCGGCCGUCGGCCGGCGAGAGCCAGUCUCCCAGCAGCACGAACUACUUCAGCCCCGGAGCGGCCGCGGCCUCGGCGGGCGGGGGCGGAGCGGCCGGCUACUGCGCGCCGUCCGGAGAGGAGGCCUUCAUGAUAGAAAGGGGGGGGGGGGAGGAUGAGGAAGAGGAGGAGGAGCACCAGCUCCAACAAAAGAGGAGAGGAGGAGGAGGAGGAAGGAGGAAGAAAACCAACUCGGCGUCAGAGGAGGAAGUCGGCGUCAGUGACAGCUUUGGCGUUUCCUCGUAUCAGGACGGCGAGGACGCGUCCCCGCGCAGGCGCCCCGCCUACGUCCAGCCCGGCGUCACGCCCCGCAAGCAGUGGGUGGUGGUCAAAGCCGAGCGGGCCGAGGACCACGACCUCAUCGUGGUGUCGGGCGAGGAAGGCGGCGGGGCGGAGGAAGAGGAGGAGGAGGAGGAGGAGGAGGAGGAGGACGGCGACGACGAGCUCGACGAGAGGGAGACGGCGUCCGGCCGGGGGAGGGACGGCGGCGAAUUUGCCAUCUCGCACGUGCGGACGCUGUCGGCGGAGGCCGCGGGGCGAGGAGAAGCCGACGCGCAGAUGGACUACUGCCAGUCUUCGGAGGACUUCCUCAAGUUGGACGGCGGCCUGCUGGACGCGGCCUUAGCUCAGCAAAUCCAGGACACGGCGGCGGGUCCGAUUCCGAGCCAGGGCGCCGCCGGAGCCGCGUCGGGGCUGCCGGGUCCGGUCCCGACCCGUGCCCAGCUCUUCCCUCUGGAAAUGCAGGGCAACCAGAUCCUGGUCUACGGACAAACGUCUGCGUUCUCGAUGGACGCCGCGCCGCCUCCUCUGAGCGGGAUAAUCGGCGGUGGCGCUUUGAAAAGAACAGAGCAUGGCCCCGCGGUCCCGGGAGGCGAAGGCGGGGUCGGCGGCGGUUCCGGCAAAGUGUUCAUGUGCCACUGCGGGAAGACAUUCACGCACAAGAGCAUGAGGGACCGCCACGUCAACAUGCACCUGGACCUGAGACCCUUUCACUGCCCCGUGUGCGCCAAGAAGUUCAAGAUGAAGCAUCACCUGACCGAGCACAUGAAGACGCACACGGGCCUCAAGCCGUACCGCUGCGCCGGCUGCGGCCGCAAGUUCAUGUGGCGAGACAGCUUCAUGAGGCACCGAUCGCACUGCGAACGUCGAGCAGGGGGCGGCCAAGACGCCGCCGACGUCCUUCCCGGCCCUCACUUCCUCCUCCCGCCGGGCGAGGGAGGUCUGCGGGGAGGCGCGGCCUCCUCGCGCCUCCACCACGCAUCUACAGGCGCGCCGUCGGCGAGCGGCGUGUCGGCGCUUCAAGCGGCGGGAAUGUUUGGCAGCCUGCCGUUAGAACACGGCAUCUGCUCUGAUCUCACUAACGACAGCUAACACCGGUUAGUGACUGCAGACGACCGUGAGUGAAUGCUUUUGACCGCUAAUGACUGCUAACCAUUGAUAACGACAGCUAAUGGCCACAAGUGACCACUAGCGACCGCUAACAACCUCUAGUGACUGCUAACAACUGGCAGUGACCGCUAAUGAUAGCGACCACUAAAGACAGCUAACGGUCGCAAGUGACAGCUUACAACCGCUAAUGGCAGCUAACAACCACUAGUGACUGUUAGCGACUGGUAGUGACCGCUAAUGACAAUUAGCAGCCAUUAAGGACAACUAACGACCUAUAAUGACUGAUAAUAGCAGUUAGUGACUGCUAACAACAGCUAAUGACGGCUAACGAAAGCUAGUGACUGCUAACAAUCACUAGCAAUGGCUAACGAGGGCUAGUUAUUGAUCAUGACAGCUAGUGACCGUGAACAACCACUAACGGUAGCUAAUAACCACUAACAACCGUGGGGGACCGAUAAUGAUAGCUAACCGCUAAUGAGCUCUCAUGACCGCUAACAAUGGCUAAAAACCGCCAGCAGCUGUUACAACUGGGACACGAGUAGACAAAACCUGAAGGUCUACGAAGAGAAAGCGUAUCACAGCGCCACCUAAUGGUGGGUGCUGUCACAUGUUGCCACGCUCCUACUCACGGGGGCGCUCUUUCACGCCCGCCAGUCACCUUUGACCUUCAUGUCUUCUUCAUUCGAGGCCGCAGGGAAACCGGGCUACCCAAUGCAGGUCACGUCCACGCCAACAGGGAGAUUUAUUUAGUUCUUUCGUUUUGCGCACAAAUGUCCUUAUUUUAAAAAUCACUCGCCCGUCACAUUUCAUGUACAAGCCCAAUUCCAAUGAACAUAAAUCAAAACAGAAUACCAUGAUUUGCAAAUCAUGUUCAACCUAUAUUUAACUGAAUACACUACAAAGACAAGAUAUUUCAUGUUCAAACUGAUCAACUUGAUAGUUUUUAGCAAAUAAUCAUGAACUUGGAAUUUUAUGGCUGCAACACGUUCCAAAAAAGCUGGGACAGGGUCAUGUUUACCACUGUGUUACAUCACCUUUUCUUUGAACAACAUUUGGGAACGGAGGACACUCAUUGAUGAAGCUUUGCAGGUGUAAUUCUUUCCCAUUCUUGCUCGAUGUACAGCUUCAGCCGUUCAGCAGUCCAGGGUCUCCGUUGUCGUAUUUUACGCUUCAUAAUGCGCCACACAUUUUCAAUGGGAUGGACAGGUCUGGAGUGCAGCCAGGCCAGUCUAUUAGUCUUUUACUGCGAAGCCACGCUGUUGUAACACGUGCAGAAUGUGGUUUGGCAUUGUCUUGCUGAAAUAAGCAGGGGCGUCCAUGAAAAAGAUGUUGCUUGGAUGGCGGCAUAUGUUUGUCCAAAACCUGUAUGUACCGGUCAGCAUGAAUGGUGCCUUCACAGACGUGUAGGUUACCCAUGCCAUUGGCACUAACACAGCCCCAUACCAUCACAGAUGCUGGCUUUUGAACUUUGCGUCCGUAACGGUCCGGAUGGUUCUUUUCCUCUUUGGCCUGGAGGUCACGACGUCCACAAUUCAGGGAAGCUCCUUUUCUAGCCAAUCAUGGCACCCACCUGUUCCCAAUUGGCCUGUUCACCUGCGGGAUGUUCCAAACAGCUGUUUGAUGAGCAUUCCUCAACUUUCUCACUCUUUUUCUUUUUUUUUUUCCACCUGUCCCAUCUUUUUGGGAACGUGUUGCUGCCAUCAAAUUCGAAGUUCAUGAUUAUUUGCUCAAAACAAUCAAGUUGAUCAGUUUGAACAUGAAGCAUCUUGUCUUUGUAGUGGAUUCAAUGAAAUAUAGCUUGAACGUGAUUUGCAAAUCAUUGUAUUCUGUUUUGAUUUAUGUUUACACACAACGUCCCGACUUCAUUGGAAUUGGGAUUGUACAUCCAAGAAUAAUUUUAACAUAAUUACAUCUAAAUGAAUGCUUUCAAACAAUGUACAUGUAGGAGUUAAGUGAUUUUAAACAUUAUGUACAUGUCCAAAUGAUAUUAGGCAUAAUGUACAUCAAAUAAAUGAUUUUAAAUAACGUACACGUCAGAAUAAUACUAAAAGAAAUAACUAUAAUGUAAAUUUCGGAAUAAGGGUGAGCAAGUAGGCUGAUGUUUUUCCAGGUUUUUGAUUGGACAAAAUGAAGAAAAGCUUUUUCACGUGGCAGCGCGAGCGGGCGACGUUGCGUCCGUCUGCGAGUCGCCGGCGUCGGGCCGUCGUGUUUUCCUGACAGCUUGCUCACGUUUUUUAAUUGACAUCUUCUCUGACCUUUGUCGGACUUUUACCGAAUGUGCGACCUUCGGGUUCGGACGUUAAUCUGCCUGGCAACGUAAAAAAAAAGAGGUGCAAUACUGGGAGCUGGGCAUUUACUUUUUGUUAGCAGUCCUGUCAAAUUUUGUCUUCUUUUUUUCUUAAUUUGGUCUAUAAAAAUGUAUUUAUUCCAUUUUAUUUAUUUUGUAUUUAUUCAUUGAAUUAAAUAUUUAGUGUAAUUAGAAUUAGUUUUGUUGUAAAUAAACUAUUUGUUGCAUUUAGGUUAAUUAAAAUGUUAUUCAUUUAUAUAUAUUUUGAUACAAGUAACAUUACUUGGUUGAUUUAUUGUAACUAAUAAACUGAAUGUCAUUAGGAAAGAAAAAAACAUUCUAAAUGCACAUUUAAUUUUGGGAUUAAAUGGGUCAAUUGCUUAUAAUCCAAUUAAAUACUAAGCAUGAACUAUUUUGUUAUUCAAAUGAGCUUUUCCAUAUUUGACGUGCGGCACAGUGUGCGACUGGUUAGAAAAUCCGCCUCACAGUUCUGAGGUUGCGAGUUGAAAUGCCCUCUAGGGGGCGCUCUGGCCCGGACGCUGCUAAAAGCGCACGUCCUGAUAGAUCAACGAGCAAGCAAUGAGUCAAGUCUUUGAGAAGCACACUUUUCUUUUAACAAAACCAGCAAACAAAGCAAACAAAAGCAUAUUAGUAAGAGUGAGUUGUGUGCGCAUACUGUACUGUACGUACAGCGGCCAUCUUCAAACAGCAAGGUCUUUUCUACUGAUGAUAAAUAAAGACGGAAGAUGUAUUA
This is a messenger RNA of Phyllopteryx taeniolatus (common seadragon), 5672 nucleotides long. RefSeq names its product zinc finger and BTB domain-containing protein 22-like. Lineage: Eukaryota; Metazoa; Chordata; Actinopteri; Syngnathiformes; Syngnathidae. Gene Ontology annotation, molecular function: RNA polymerase II cis-regulatory region sequence-specific DNA binding; protein binding; DNA-binding transcription factor activity, RNA polymerase II-specific. The record is from RefSeq and is a predicted model, not a curated record. Gene Ontology annotation, biological process: regulation of transcription by RNA polymerase II.